ACCUCUGAAUAUCCGAAAUACUAAAACCAAUUGCUAAAGAAAUGGAGGCAACCAAUGAUGAAAUCAAAAUGUGGAAUAUAGACGAUGUAGAAGUGUUUUUGAAAAGCAAAGGCUUUGAUGAAAAUGUAACCAAUAUUCUGAAAGGAAAUGAAAUCGACGGGGAAUCAUUUCUUAUUCUUAAUGACGUGGAAGUAGCAAGCAUGGGCUUCAAAAUUGGCCCAGCUUCUAAAUUGCGGAAACUAUUGGAAAAGUUACGCUCUGCUGACUCCAUUGCUGGAAAUCAUACAAUAAUAAAUGAGCCAAAUGAAACUGGAACUACUCUUCGCAUUGUAAUUCCGUCUACUUCUACGUCUGAAAUCCCAGUUCCGUCUACAAGUGAAUCACAGGAAUCGACUGCUGAACAGGGUGCACCAAAUGUAAUGGAAAUUCUCAAAUGUAGCCAGAAAGGGAAAGCAAUUGUUUUUAACUACAUUGAAAGAAACGAGGAUUUCGUGACCCACAGUGAACGCAUCGAGAUAGUCAACAUUGUGUGUAAUCACAUGGUAGAGUGUAACCAACAAAAACAUUACCCAUCAGUGAAUACCAAACACAUGUACGCAGCUGCAAUUAUAAAGAGUUUCCCAUGCCUAGCAACAAAGCACACAGAUCAAGAUGGUGGUGUGUCUUUCAAUCACGACGUUUUCUAUCACCCAGUAGCUGGUGGUUUCAUUGAAAAUAAAAUCAAAGAAAUAAGAAGAAAAGAGGGAAUUAGGAAGAGAAAACCUAACGGUUUAUCAAAGAACAAGGAAUCGGAUGGAAUUGCUGGUGAAAAGAAGAAGAGAAUAAAGAAAAUUAAAAAGGGUGUAGUACCCGAGAAUAAACUACCUGCUGCUGACGGCUUUGAUGAGGAAAUUAUGAAAUCAAUGGUGGAAUGGAUGAAAGUUCAUGUCGUUUCAGUCAACAAUAAAGCCAAAAUUGUUGAAUACAUGGAAAAAACCUUUGACUUCCGCGAUCGGGAGAGUACAUUUCGAUUUAAAUGCGUAUCUGAAAUCCUUGUGGAGUACCCAAGGUUCAUGGAUUGUGAUGAAGGAUCUUUGAUUCUUCGGGACUUCCAUCAAAAAUAUCCUGAUAAACAUUUUUCAUUCAAAAGCCGAUUUUUGGAUAGAUUUUCUGCUCCUCUUCGGUUUUUGGCUAAAAGCGGAAACAAGAACGUUCCCAAGUCAUCUGAUGAUUCCAUGAAUUCCCUCAUUUUAUGUUUGCAACUUAUGCCAGCAGUGUAUAACGUUAAAAAAGCAUCUUUCGAAUCCAAACUGGAUCGCCUAUUUCACUUGGUGAAGGAAAAUGCAUCGAUUUCAGCGAUCGCUAAGGCGAAGGAUGUUGUCCAUCAUAAGCAGCCCUUCCUUAUUGUUGUUGGAUCCCUAGAGCACCCGUUGUCUUUUAACCUGGUAUUGGACUUUAGUGUUAUUCCCCUUGGCAGCGAUUGCUCAAGGGCAUUCAAUGUCCUCUUCGCCUCUUUUUUUGUGUUUAGAUUGGAAUUCCCAAAACAUCUAGACAAAUUUUAUCUUCUUUUUGGAUAGUUUGUCUUUCAAAUAUUCUUAGGGGAAAGUUGUUACACAAUUAACCCUUCAAAUCAAUCUUUUGCUAACAUGCUAGACAACAUUGCCUCAAAAAAUUUGGGUAAUUCUUCUGAUGCUGUCUAAUAAUUUCCAAUUAAAAAGCAGCGUGUUUAUCUCAUAAUAUGUUUUCAUCAUAAUUAUGUGUAAAAUUGUGCUGUUUCUUGUUUGAUUGAGACAUGUUGUUUUUAAAUACAGAAUAUAGCAUGGUCAGACUUGUCUGAUGAUGCUUUUUCCUACAAA
Molecule: messenger RNA, 1835 nt
Organism: Daphnia magna
Lineage: Eukaryota; Metazoa; Arthropoda; Branchiopoda; Diplostraca; Daphniidae
Exons: 7
Coding region: 42-1556 (504 amino acids)
Molecular function (GO): protein binding
Source: RefSeq, a predicted model, not a curated record